AAUAUAUGGGGUGACUGUGAACACCUUAUUAUACGGGGUGACAGUGAAAAACGUAAUAUAUGGGUUGACGGUAAAUAACUUACCAUACGGUGUGACAGUGAAUGACGUAAUAUAUGGAGUGACAGUGAAUAACUUACUAUACGGGGUGACAGUGAAUGACGUAAUAUAUGGGGUGACUGAAUAAUUUACAAUACGGGAUGACAGUGAAUGACGUUAUAUAUGGGGUGACUGAUUAAUUUAAUAUAAGGGGUGACAGUGAAUGACGUAAUAAAAGGGGUAACAGUGAAUAACUUACUAUAUGGUGUGACAGUGAAUGGCGUAAUAUAAGGGAUGACAGUGAAUAACUUACUAUACGGGGUGACAGUGAAUGACGUAAUAUAUGGGCUGACAGUGAUCUGCUUACUAUACAGGGUGAUAGUUAAAAACGUAAUAUACGGGGUGACAGUGAAUAACUUACUAUACGGUGUGGCAGUGAAACACGUAAUAUAAGGGGUGACAGUGAAUAACUUACAAUUCGGUGUGACAGUGAAUGGCGUAAUAUAUGGGGUGACAGUGAAAAACGUAAUACAUGGGACGACAGUGAAUAACUUACAAUACGGUGUGACAGUGAAUGACGUAAUAUAUGGGGUGACAGUGAACAGCUUACUAUACGGGGUGACAGUGAAUGACGUAAUAUAUGGGAUGACAGUGAAUAACUUACUAUAUGGUGUUACAGUGACUGACGUAAUAUAUGGUGUUACAGUGACUGACGUAAUAUAUGGGGUGACAGUGAACAGCUUACUAUACGGGGUGACAGUGAAUAACGUAAUAAAUGGGAUGACAGUGAAUAACGUAAUAUAUGGGGUGACAGUGAAAAACGUAAUAUAUGGGGUGACAGUGAAAAACGUAAUAUAUGGGAUGACAGUGAAUAACGUAAUAUAUGGGGUGAGAGUGAAUAACGUAAUAUAUGGGGUGACUGUGAAAAACGUAAUAUAUGGGGUGACAGUGAAAAACGUAAUAUAUGGGGUGACUGUGAAUAACGUUAUAUAUGGGGUGACAGUGAAUAACGUAAUAUAUGGGAUGACAGUGAAAAACGUAAUAUAUGGGAUGACAGUGAAUAACGUAAUAUAUGGGAUGACAGUGAAUAACGUAAUAUAUGGGAUGACAGUGAAUAACGUAAUAUAUGGGAUGACAGUGAAUAACGUAAUAUAUGGGGUGACUGUGAAAAACGUAAUAUAUGGGGUGACAGUGAAAAACGUAAUAUAUGGGACGACAGUGAAUAACGUAAUAUAUGGGGUGACAGUGAAAAACGUAAUAUAUGGGGUGACUGUGAAAAACGUUAUAUAUGGGGUGACUGUGAAAAACGUAAUAUAUGGGGUGACUGUGAAAAACGUAAUAUAUGGGGUGACUGUGAAAAACGUUAUAUAUGGGAUAACAGUGAACAACGUACUGUAUGGAGUGACUGUGAAAAACGUUAUAUAUGGGAUAACAGUGAACAACGUACUGUAUGGAAUGACAGUGAAUAACGUAAUAUAUGGGAUGACUGUGAACAACGUAAUACGUAUAUGGGGUGACAGUUAACAACAGUAUACAUGUAUAUGAUAUGUUUAGUAAUUGUGUAUUGUAUCCAUCGUAUGUUCUGUGACUCUCACGUGUAUUGUUUCCUUAGCAUGUGCUGUGACUCUCACGUGUAUUGUAUCCAUAGUAUGUCCCGCGACUCUCACGUGUAGUGUAUCCAUAGUAUUUUCUGUGACUCUCACGUGUAUUGCAUCCAUAGUAUGUCCCGCGACUCUCAUGUGUACUGUAUCCAUAGUGUGCUCUGUGAUUCUCACGUGUAGUGUAUCCAAAGUAUGUCCUGCGACUCUCACGUUUAGUGUAUCCAUAGUAUGCUCUGUGAUUCUCACGUGUAGUGUAUCUUUAGUAUGUCCUGCGACUCUCACGUUUAGUGUAUCCAUAGUGUGCUCUGUG
Messenger RNA from Haliotis rufescens (red abalone), 1947 nucleotides. RefSeq names its product RTX-I toxin determinant A from serotypes 1/9-like. The coding region runs from base 682 to 1560 and encodes 292 amino acids. NCBI's taxonomy places the organism in Eukaryota, Metazoa, Mollusca, Gastropoda, Lepetellida, Haliotidae. The record is from RefSeq and is a predicted model, not a curated record. The transcript has a single exon.